Molecule: messenger RNA, 2628 nt
Organism: Letharia columbiana
Lineage: Eukaryota; Fungi; Ascomycota; Lecanoromycetes; Lecanorales; Parmeliaceae
Exons: 4
Coding region: 1-2628 (875 amino acids)
Biological process (GO): protein deubiquitination
Cellular component (GO): nucleus; cytosol
Molecular function (GO): cysteine-type endopeptidase activity; cysteine-type deubiquitinase activity
Source: RefSeq, a predicted model, not a curated record
AUGAACUCUCAGCAACCCAUGUUACCACAGGUGCAGCCAGCUAUACCUCUUUCCAAUGGCCGACCUGGGCACAAUGCUCCCUACGCCCCUUCCCCUCAUCCUCCGCAGCAGCCGCCAUACUACCAAGGCUAUCAAUAUCAAUACCCUGUCCAUUACCAGCGGCCUCCGCAGCAAUGGACGCCCUAUCCAGUACCCAUGUCCAUGGGAAGGGGCUACCAGCAAUAUCCUUCGAUAACACCCUAUCCAAUACCACCACACCUGCCACCUAUGCGUCCAUCAUCACAACAAGCCCCCUCAUCAUCUUCGAUACGUUCGGUCCAAGGCAUGCUCUCACCAUCUUCGUCCAACACGUCCGUACACGUACCUUCAUCCACACCCAUGACUGUGUCGAACCCGUACCGUGCUCCUCCGACACCUCCACCACCUCCAUCCGUGCCACAGCCGUCUCAACGGACUCCUUUUUACCCACCUCUUCCUUGGCAAUCAUUCGAAGGCGCCUUCCCUUCUAGAGCAUCUCGAAGAAGAAGAAAAACGCCCGCUCCGCAGUCAUCAAGCGUUCCUGUUGAGCUUCCUUCUCGUCGAGCAUCCAUCGGCGAUGCUGAGACUGUACCUGACGAAGCUAUGUUAGCUGUCGAAGCUCCACCUCCCAUGCAAGAAUCCUUACGCGACCCUCCUGUUUUUGAGACCCCCUUGACAUCACAACCUCCAUCAGAAGCUCUGUCUACCCAGCCGACCACUCCUUCCUCUGAAAUUACUCCAAAGAUGAAUGCCUCAAGUCGACCGAGCAUCCCUUUACUUCCUAUAGUGCCUGCGGUCCCAAACCUUCCAUUAGCCUCGCGGCCAUCCAAGCGAGCCUCAGCUAGUGCCGCUUCCGAUGUAAUGAAUGGCGUACCAGCGAACGCUGAUCACCUCGCCAAUGCUGUCGAGACUGCUGCUAAAGUCAAUGCGGAGGGGAGCGAAGACCCGGCCAAGUCUGCAGAGACUGUAACUUUGCCUCCUGUUAAAGCCGCACCAAAGUCUUGGGCAGACCUCGUUCGAACUAUGGGACAGAACACUACAGCUAGAACAGAUCAAGCUCCUAGUGACUCCGCAGCUCAGACCAACGGCUUUACCCCAACCAAAGCCGGGUCUUUGGCCGACGCCCUUAGCUCAUACAGCGUGAAGGAGAAUAACGAGAAUGCGAAAAUAGCUUUCCUGGAGCCGAGAGGCCUUGUUAAUACUGGCAACAUGUGCUACAUGAAUUCUAUUCUGCAGGUCCUUGUUUUUUGUAUACCAUUCUACAAUUUUCUCGAGAAAAUCGGAAGACAAGCGGCACAUAGCUUCAAAAGUGAUACUCCACUCAUGGACGCCAUGAUUAUGUUCAUGCGUGAAUUCCCUGUCAUCGAUGCAGCAGCUUCUGUUGACCAGCUUCGGAUGCGUCUGAAAGAAAAUGAGCUUGAGCAAUAUGGCGUAGCUUUCAUUCCAGAGUUCGUGUACGAGGUCAUUCGCCGACUACCUCGAUUCUCGUCUAUGCGACGUGGACACCAGCAAGACGCAGAAGAGUUCCUCGGCUUCAUUCUGGAAGAGAUGCAUGAUGAGUGCAGUCGGGCGAUGAGAUCACCCAAUGCGAAAAUGUCCUCUGGAGCGUCAACUCCUACUAACGGAGUGACAUCCCCGACCAGCGAAUCUACUGAUCCUCAUGCAAUAGAUGAUGGGGUUUGGCAGGAAGUUGGACCGAAGCAGAGAGCUGCCAUUACUAGAUCAUCAGGAGCGAUUGCCACUGAAUCACCGGUUACCAAGAUCUUCGGUGGAAAACUUCGCUCAGAAUUGCGUGUACCAGGCAUGAAGAACUCGGUCACACUGGAACCAUACCAGCCCUUACAGCUUGACAUUGGCGCACCGCACGUCAGCAAUAUCAUAGACGCAUUGAAAGGGUUGACUAAGCCAGAAACGCUUCAUGGCGAUUUCAACUCACCGAGGGGCCCAGGUUCAACGGCCACCAAACAGGUCACCGUUGAAACUCUGCCACAAGUGCUCAUCCUUCAUCUGAAGCGCUUUCAGUACGACAGUAGUGGCGGAACUCAGAAGAUUUGGAAGAAAGUGGGCUACCCCUUGGACCUUGAGAUUCCGAAGGAGGUCUUCCCGCAACACAAAAGGGGAGGUUUGCUCGCUCAUGGAGGCUUGCCAAAAUAUCGUCUCAUUAGUGUUGUAUAUCAUCACGGGAAGAAUGCUAGCGGAGGUCACUACACUGUCGACGUGCGGCGGCAAGAGGGACGGGAGUGGAUUCGACUCGAUGACACGGUCAUAAGGCGAAUUCGAAGCGAAGAUGUGGCGGAAGGCGGGAGCGAAGAGGAUCCUAAAGUUCUAGCUGCUGCGCUGGAGCAGCACAAAAACGGUCAGCAUCAGAGCAGCAACGUUUAUGAACAGUUUGCAGCGGAAGAAGAGGAGCAGAAGCAGGCGGAGAAAGGAUGGAGUCAGGUCAAUGGCGUGGCCUCGACUUCGUCUUCAGUCGGCAAGAAGUGGUCAGGGGUUGCUAAUGGGAAUGAGAUACCCAAGAUUUCAUCUGGAAAGAUGACUCCUGUUCAUCGGGCGUCCGUCAAGGACAACAAAGUCGCAUACAUUCUUUUCUAUCAGAGGGUGAAUACAUAG